Molecule: messenger RNA, 668 nt
Organism: Anthonomus grandis grandis
Lineage: Eukaryota; Metazoa; Arthropoda; Insecta; Coleoptera; Curculionidae
Exons: 4
Coding region: 21-668 (215 amino acids)
Source: RefSeq, a predicted model, not a curated record
ACGAAUUUGACGAAAUAAGGAUGAAAACUGAGGCAGCUUUUAUAUAUUUAGUGGUGUUUUUGUGUAUAUGUUUUACGGGAGAAUGCAGGACUCGAAAUGAAAAGAAGUUGUUGAGAAAAAAACGCUAUAUUGCUUUUCCCGAGGGAGCGGCGUUUUCGGCUGUUUGGUGCCUAACAUCUCAAAUGGGUAUAACAGACAGUGCCUCAAUUUUUUCAGAAGGUAUUAAUUGGGGCUUAGUCUACGACCUACCAAAUGAUACGAGGCCUCUAUUGGAAUACUACGGUGCUUCCCAAAAGAGACGAAAUCGAAGAGAUCUGUACUCAAAAGUGGAGACUUUGUUGCAAUCAAUGGGUUAUAAUGGCAGGACUUGCAUCUUGCGAAGCUUAUGCGAGGCAAGUAGGCAUUUUAAGCCUAGGGAGGAUAGUUUAAUUCACCAUAUCAUAGCAACAAUAUUUAGAUUUCCCACAGAUCCAAUAAUGGCACAUGAACCAGACGAGCAUAGAGUGUAUCACUGGGCAGCAGAACUUGGUAGUAAUAACUUACAGAAAAAUAAUAUGAGGCAAAAUGACGACUGUUCUGAUAUAUUUCCAUGCCCAUUUUCCCUAAUAGAUAUGGCUUUAGGGCAUUAUUCUGGAGCAUACGGUAUUGACGAAAAAAAUGUUAAUUGA